Messenger RNA from Ostertagia ostertagi, 2346 nucleotides. The record is from the annotation of a GenBank genome assembly. NCBI's taxonomy places the organism in Eukaryota, Metazoa, Nematoda, Chromadorea, Rhabditida, Trichostrongylidae.
AUGAACGCGUCUGAAACAAGCGUCGGUAUCGACAGCCCGAUGGAGGACGACGCAGUACGCGGUUCGCUACAGUGCGCGCUUGUUAAGGUGAAUGAAAGUCUGGAAAUAAGUGUGCCUGCCGCUGACACGACAUUUUUUGAUGAAAUUCAAAUGUCUCAGGCAGAGCUCCAUGACUUUUUGCCCAGCGUUACUGCUCACAGCCGCAUUCUUUGCGAAGUAGCCAAGAGUUUGGAGUGUGAACUUGACCAAGUCUCAGAAACAGUAAAUAGAAAAUGUGCAAAACUUUUAGAGUUGCAAAAAGAGAAAGACGAACAAGUCAAAGAAAUAAAAGACCUCAAAGAUUCAAACAAUCUUUUGCAGGAGCAGGUCAGAAAUAUGGGAGGAAACACAUCGGCAGCGAUGGGGAGUCCCUAUGUUCAACCUAAUACAGUUCGCAGCCAUUACGCAUGUCUCAAAGACAGAGAAGCUGAUCAUUUUAUUCAGACUGGGCAUCAUUCAAGCCGAACGGUCAAAUCAGCAAGAUCGUCUCGAACGUCCUCUCCGGCAUAUUCCCAAGAAUCGAUCAGUGGUGAGACUUCUUCUGUUGCGUCAUAUAAUAGUAGGACCAGGCCAGUCCGUAGUGAUAGGGUGGAUGAUAUGUUCACAGUUUUUCGUGAAGUUUUCAAGGCCCAGACGGUGGCAAAUGUUCCUAAAUAUGACGGUAAAAAUUCUCUAACGGAUUUCCUGCGCGCAUUAGAGGUUAAAUUCCCUUCUGCUCUAUGGACGGAUUCCGAUAAACGAGAUAUCCUUGUAAAUCACUUAGAGGGAAUAGCUCUAUCUAUUUACAAGGGGUUGCCACAUGCGGUUCGGGAGGGAACCUAUGAUGAGAUUGUCAGUGCCUUGAAGAUGGCCCGUAGAAACCCUUGUGAGCGACUGAAAAAUGUACGAGAGUGGGAACAGCUUUCAAAGAGACCAAGCGAAUCGGUAGCCGAGUUCUGCUGUAGGAUGGAAGACUUGUCCCGAAGGAUACAUCCUAGCUCUGAAAUGGAUUUCAUAAGGGGGUCCAAAUUGUACUCCUGCUUGCAACACUGGCAGAAUUCGUAUCACAUGUUGGCUGCCCUAGAUGUCCCAGAUGGUAACGUUUACACAGAGGUUAAGCGGGUAGCCAUGCGGUUGGAAAAACUGCAGGUUGAUGCUAUUCCGUCCUACGGCAGGCACCAGGGACGUUUUCAGAAAAGGGUCGUUGAUCGGCAACCGAUUGAACCCCAAAAAAUUUUUCCAGCAAGUGGGGCUGGUGACCAGGCAGGAACCCGACCAUUUGCCAAGCCCUUUUGCAAAUGCAACAUUUGCGGCAGGAAAGGCCAUGUAGCAACGGAUUGCAGGAGAAAAGAGAGACCCACAAACCACAGUUACCGGGAAAACGGUCCCACUGAUGGAUUUAAUAGAGCGCGGAAUAGCGCAGCAGACAGGUGGUGUAAAUCGGUUCAAACAAAAGGGAAAGGAUUAGAACCCCAACCCAGAGCUGUAGGUAAGCCAAGUACUUGCGAAGUCAAAAUUUUUGGCAUUACAGCAAAAGCGCUUGUGGAUACAGGCUCGGUGAUUUCGAUUGUCCCGGUAGGUCUGCUCAAGCAAGUGCGAGAGCAAGGCGCAGAUCUUGAUGCCAAUGCUUGCAUCGUAGGUGAUGGCAAGCAGCGAAAACUUUUUGACGCAUCAGGGAAUGCCAUGAGUUUCCUUUCGGAAAUAAUUGCUGAAGUGAUGGUAAAAGGAGCUGGUACAGCUUCUAUUCAUAUGCACGUGCAACAAAGUAAGGACAAUACUUUACUAAUAGGUACGAAUGCCUUACAAGAAUUGGGAAUAUCCAUAAAGUUAUCACCGAAUGUCCAUGAUAGGAUGGGGGUGGCAGAAGUACAUUCCGAUACGGCCUAUGCGGAUAGCAGGGUAGUCGUACUGCCAGGCAAGGUUGCUACUGUGCAAAUUCUGCAGCGAAUUCCCAAUGGACCAUGCGUGUUCUGGUCGAAAAAUCCUCGUAUAGAAUCGGGUGUAUGCCAAGUUAGUCAUGGCAAGGCCAAGCUAUCAGUCAUAAAUCAAGGCUCUGAACCCUGGGUGAUAGGUAGAGGCGAAGAUCUUGGUAGUUGGUCAGCGGAAACUUGGGUUGACCCAAGGACAGCAGACAUCCCAAGUGACAUGAUGGUCCUCCAUCAGCCUGCUUUACUGAAAGAUUCUGAAAGAAUCCAUGCCCUGGUAGACACACUGAAUAGAAAUCGGAGGGCUGGAAGCAUGCCUGAUGAACUUCGUGCAGUAAUUGAAGAAUACAGCGACGUAUUCGCUAUUUCGGAUGCGGAGCUGACACAAAAACGGAUUUGGUGA